AUGGGUUGUGGAGCUCCACAAAAAGCGUUCAGAAUUAAUAAAAGCCUCGAAGAGGAAGGAGACACGUCUCUUCUUCACUAUUCAAACAUCAAUUUAAAUCAAUAUAAGAAGAAAAUGAUAACAGAUUUUACACAAUCAGACCUAACGUACAAAAUACAUGGAACACCUUAUAGGAUAGUUGUUGCAAUGGUUAAAACACCUGAUCGAUCUCAAGUAUUUCACUAA
This is a messenger RNA of Blepharisma stoltei, 225 nucleotides long. The record is from the annotation of a GenBank genome assembly. Lineage: Eukaryota; Ciliophora; Heterotrichea; Heterotrichida; Blepharismidae.